Molecule: messenger RNA, 2254 nt
Organism: Acipenser ruthenus (sterlet)
Lineage: Eukaryota; Metazoa; Chordata; Actinopteri; Acipenseriformes; Acipenseridae
Product: intestinal-type alkaline phosphatase 1-like
Exons: 12
Coding region: 204-1772 (522 amino acids)
Biological process (GO): dephosphorylation
Cellular component (GO): plasma membrane
Molecular function (GO): alkaline phosphatase activity
Source: RefSeq, a predicted model, not a curated record
GGUUACGGUCAUGUUUAAACCUGCUGCUCUGUUGGAGGCACCGUGCCCUUUCCAGGGGAGUGCUGUGAGAACAAGGAUUAACUGAAGCACUACCAAUGCACCUUUCUUAAAGAGGUACAAAGGUGCUUGCCUGAGAUAACCUACAAUAAAACCUGCAGAGCUGAAGCUGCUCAGUGUUGUGUACAGACCAGUAGAGGACCAGAAUGGAGAUCUUACUGCUGAUGUUUGUUGGGAUCAGCUGCAGUUCCUCUGCAGUAACUCCAGACAACAAGGAGAAGAGCCCUCAUUACUGGAACGCCCAAGCAAAGGAGACGCUGGAAGCAGCUCUCAAACAGGAGCCUAUCAACCACCGGGCCAAGAACCUCAUGCUCUUCCUUGGAGAUGGAAUGGGAGUGACGACGGUGACUGCCGCAAGGAUCCUGAAAGGACAGAUGGAUGGGAAGCCAGGAGAGGAGACAGUGCUGACCAUGGAUGAGUUCCCCUAUCUCGCACUCUCCAAGACCUACAAUGUGGACCGGCAGGUUCCUGACAGCGCCGGCACUGCCACUGCCUAUCUGUGCGGCGUGAAAGCCAACGCCAAGACGGUGGGUGUGAGCGCCGCCGCGGAGUACGACGUGUGCAACACCACCUUCGGGAACGAGGUGCACUCCGUCCUGCACCGCGCCAAGGCCCAAGGGAAGUCGGUGGGCAUCGUGACCACCACCCGCGUGCAGCACGCCUCCCCCUCUGCCGCCUACGCUCACUCGGUGAGCCGGUACUGGUACGCUGACGCCGACAUGUCCAAGGAGGACGCCAGGGACGGCUGCACCGAUACUGCCCUGCAGCUGAUUCGCAACACCGACAUCGAUGUAAUCCUUGGUGGGGGACGGAAGUACAUGACUCCCCGGGGAACGCCUGACCCAGAGUACCCGACAGACGGGUCUCAGAACGGGACUAGGAAGGAUGGCAAAGACCUCAUUCAGGCGUGGCUGGACGCUCAGAGACCUAAGGGUGCAAAGUACGUUUGGAACAAAGAACAGUUGGAUGCUGUCGACGUCAAAUCAACCAACUAUCUCAUGGGUCUGUUUGAGCCGAAGGACUGCAAGUACGAGGUUAACCGCAACACCACUACAGACCCCUCCAUCGUUGAGAUGACAGAAAAAGCAAUCCAGAUCCUCCGCAAGAACCCCAAGGGAUUCUACCUGUUUGUGGAAGGCGGGAGGAUCGAUCACGGCCACCACGGGGGCAGAGCUCAGAAGGCGCUGACGGAGACGGUGAUGUUCGACCGAGCUGUCAAGAGGGCUUUGGAGCUGACCGAAGAGCAGGAGACUCUCACUGUGGUCACAGCCGACCACUCCCACGUGUUCACCUUGGGAGGAAGCACUGGCCGAGGGAACCCCAUCUUCGGUCUAGCACCCAAGCAAGCUGAGGACAACAUGCCCUUUACCAGCAUCCUAUAUGCUAACGGACCUGGACAUGCCCUUGAGAACGGAACAAGACCGAAUAUCACCUCCGUUGAUUACAUGGAUGUGGAGUACAGGCAGCAGGCGGCGGUCCCUCUGAGUUCUGAAUCUCACGGUGGUGAAGACGUGGCUGUAUUCGCCAGAGGCCCCAUGGCUCACCUGUUCCAGGGUGUGAAGGAGCAGAACUACAUCGCCCAUGUGAUGGCGUACGCGGGCUGCAUCGAGCCCUACACCGAGUGCCCGAAGGAACCCAACUCGGGGGCACAGACCCGCUCCCACGCCGGCCUCCUCGCUGCUCUGCUGGCUCUGCUCUAUCUGCUGGGGAGGUAAAGCCCCUGACACACCUUGAGGAGAAAGCAAGCCAGCCACCCUCCGCGUAACUCCUGGUGGAUCUCAGGACCUUUUUUUUUUUUUUUUUUUUUUUAGCAUCGAUAGCACAAAAUCACUUAACAGCACCCUUUUGCUGUGUCUGGACUGAAGCCCCUCCCCACAAACCUCCUGACAGAGCAGUACAAUGAUCAAACUACAGGAGGGUAAAGCAAGCCUGCAGUUAAGCUACUUCACUCUAUAUGCAAUGUAACAAUUAGUAUGGUACUGAAGUCAAACAUGUGCCUUAUCACAGGAUCUGGGGUUACGUGAAGCCAGAAUUAGCACAGCAAACGUAAGAGUAGUUUUUUACUGCAUUUGGUGAUUAGGGGUUUUCCAAUAUGGAUUUCCAUUCGCUGUCAAUAUUACAGAUUAGGAUAUUUCUAUUGUAUAUUUUGUAAUAACCACUAAAUAAUAAUAAACCAUUGAAUACAUUUUGUGAAAAA